AUGUCUACCACUAUUGUUGAGAUGCUCGUACGAGUGGCAUCGAUUCUAAUGACCACGACUAUCUUUGUGAUCAGCAACACCAUCACCAUAGUUCAGUAUUCGAAUGCUGAGUACCCACAGAUAACACAACCAAUUUUGGCAUUGGUGGGACUCUAUGUCAGCUACCGAUUUACCAAAAGAAUCAUCACCUCAUGGCUCAACAUGGUGGUUUUCAUGGUCAAGAUGUUUUUGCUUUUGAUCACCAUCAUCGUUGGGUUGGCGGCGUAUCUUAGAGGAGAACGCUUCUUUAGUCAGGAUAUUCCUUUUUUGCAGCAAGCGAUUCAAGAGUAUAAUGGAGAAGCGAUCCAAGAGUUCGUGGGUGCCAAGAUGAACCAGGCUAUGUUCAGCAAUCUUUUUAGUCUGUUUGGAGAUUCUGAACCUGAGAAGAAGACGAAGACGAAGACCAAAAAACCAAAGGUGGAUAAGGGCAAAAAGUUCCAGAAAAAGGCCAAGAGGGUGAUGAAAGAACAUGGUAUUGAGAUUGACAGCAGCUACUUGGACUAUUUGAAUGAGAACUUGGGGUAUGGUGGGGAUGAAAAUAUCUUGGAUAACGUGGGAGCAGCUUUAGAUGGGUUGGGUUUGGAUGUCAGCGGGUUUAUGGACCGGUUCCAUGUAUGA
Messenger RNA from Yamadazyma tenuis ATCC 10573, 657 nucleotides. RefSeq lists its product as uncharacterized. NCBI's taxonomy places the organism in Eukaryota, Fungi, Ascomycota, Pichiomycetes, Serinales, Debaryomycetaceae. The record is from RefSeq and is a predicted model, not a curated record.